Molecule: messenger RNA, 1290 nt
Organism: Adineta ricciae
Lineage: Eukaryota; Metazoa; Rotifera; Eurotatoria; Adinetida; Adinetidae
Source: the annotation of a GenBank genome assembly
AUGAGAAUGAUUGGCAAACCAGUUGAUACGAUUGUUAUUACAUCUGAUACGUUUGAUCGAGUACCUAAUGAUAGAUGUUUUAUCGUGUUUUUAUCAUUUCUUAUUCAUGGACUCGGAUGUUUUUUACCAUGGAAUUUAUUAUUUCAUAGUUAUGAAUAUUUCGUCUGUUGUAAAUUUCUUGGUGACGAUUCGGAUGUCUAUCGUCAGCAUUUUCUCAGCUUUUGUGCAUUAGCUGCUCUUCUUGCAGCUUUAGUCACCACUGGUAUCGGCCUUUUCAUAGGUUUUCAUGGCGAUACCAAACGACGGGUUAUCCCAUCGAUCGUCGUUCUGAUUAUAAUGUUUAUUCUACAGGUGCUUUUUGCCGUUUUCGAUGCUCGUGAUUCGUCAGGUGUCUUCCUUUGUGUAACAAUUCUGAAUAUUGUCGUUAUCGGAGCUUUUAUCGGACUAUAUUUAUCCAGUAUUGUUGGUAUUGUAUCAUAUUUUCCUGAUCGAUAUGUAAAUGCCCUUGUCAUCGGCUCGUCCUUGGGAAUCUUAAUCGCGAUUUUUGGAAAAGUGUUCUUUGAAUAUUAUUCCAACGAUUCAAGAAUUCUUGCUAUUUAUUUUCUUGUAUCAGCUGUUAUUAUUCUUUUCAUUUGCUUUGACGUCUAUUUCGCUUUUCCUUAUUCACGUUUGUUUCGAUUUUAUCAUACAUCGAUCAAAAUUGAUCUUCUUCAUACGACGAAAGGACGUGUUUUUCAAGUUCCGUAUGGAGGUGUGAUGAAACAAAUCUGGCUUCAAUGUUUCUCGAUAUUUAUACAUUAUUUUACAACAUUAACUCUUUUUCCAACUAUUCUUAGUCAAGUGCAAAGUGCAACAGCGAAUUUUUCUCCACCAAUCCGAAAUCUUGAUUUUUCCGAUGCAAUUGUUCUUAUCAAUUUCGGUCUCUUCAAUCUUCUCGGAAAUUGUCUUGCUGGUUGCAUAAAAAAACCAUAUUCGCGCUGGAUCUCUCUAUUUGUGUUUCUUCGUGCGAUCAUAUCAUUUUCAACAUUUCUUUUUGUUAAUUUCGAACCCUACACUCGACAUAACAUCCCCGUCGCCAUCCAAAAUGAUUAUACUUUUAUGGGAUUAGUCAUGGGCUUCGCAUUUACGCACGGAUACUUCAAUUCAAUCUUACACAUGUUAACAACAAAGUCAGUCGAACCAUAUCUAUCAGCAACAACCGCGGUUAUCCUACAAUUGUUCAUUCUUAUUGGUAGUUUUUGUGGAAUUAUCGGCUCGUUUGUGUAUUAUUUCAUAGCAACAACGCUUUAA